GUCUGAAUAGUCCCACUCAGGUAUUUGGGUGACAUUAGCUCCUGUCGUAGGACUUACGGAAUAUACAGUGGGGUUUUUAUGAUUACUAAUAAAUAAAGUUGUUCAUGCAAACUGGUGAGUGGGGCCUCGCUCAAACAGAGAAAUUCAUCAGCCUGUUCAUCAACUAAACCUGCAGCACGGAAGGGAGGUGAAGCGUACAGCCCCUGGAAUGUCAAAAUGUGCAGACUUCUUAUGUGGCCAUUUGCGUUACUGCUUCUCCUCCGCAUCCAUGAAGUGAACUCAGGGAAGUGCACCAAAUUCUGCAUAUGUGACAGUAUCCAGCUUACAGUGGCUUGUGUCAACAAGAACCUAACUGAGAUUCCACCUACCAUUGAUGAGAUCACAGUGAAGCUGGACCUGAGAGGUAAUAACCUGCAGGAGCUUCCCACAGGCGCCUUCACACAUACACCUUACCUCACUCACUUGUCCCUCCAACGCAGUAAAAUCCAUAAAGUGCGAGAAGGAGCCUUCCGCAGUCUUGGCCGCAUGGUGUUCCUCAACUUGGCCUACAACAACAUUGAGAUCCUCUAUCAGGAGUCAUUUGACGGGCUGUCCUCCCUGAAGCAGCUGCUCCUUGACCACAACAGAAUAGAGGAAAUCCAGCCUGGAGCUUUCUCACAGUUGGGCUUUCUUAACCUUCUCUCUCUCACCCACAAUCAACUGGUAUACAUACCAAACAUGGCUUUUCAGGGACUGCAGAACAUCAAGUGGUUGCGGCUCAGUCACAACGCUCUCAAUAACCUUGACAUUGAGGCUUUUGCUGGCCUCUUCACUCUCACCCGUAUCAGCCUUGAUAACAACGAACUGCAGUUUUUUCCCACUGAAACCAUGACCAGGCUUCCUGAGGUGACUCGCCUAGACAUGAAUUACAAUCCCAUGACCUAUCUUGGAGAGGAGGCAGUGUCUAUGGCCAAGCUCACACACCUGUUUCUGGAUCACAACUCUCUGCAGGAUUUCUCCAACAUGGCUGUUUUACUUUCUCCCCAUCUCACCCACCUGGACCUCAGUCACAAUCAGUUGCGUGUCCUGCAGCCUCUUGCUCCUGGCUCACCCAAACUUACUCGCCUCAAUCUGGCAGGCAACCCCAUCUACUGCAGCUGUUACCUGCGUCCACUGCGAGAGUGGGCAAUACAGGAGCGUGUGCGUCUUAUAGGAGCUUGUGGAGGUCCAUCACACCUGUCUGAGGAGAGACUGGAAGCAGUGCAGCCUGCAGAGCUCCGCUGUGAGAGCCAAGAGGCCAUGCUGAAAGCUGAGCUUGAGGAACAGCGCAGACUCCCAGUGCCACCCACAACCCCUCCUCCUGACAAGUGUCCAACAAAUUGUGUCUGUGAGGCUGAGAACCAUCACUCAUCCUGCGAGAACCGAGGCCACGCAAAAAUUCCUCGAGGCUUCUCUCCAGACACCCGUUUGCUGGACUUGCGUGGCAACCACUUCCACUACAUCCCUACGAACAGUUUCCCAGGUCUGCCAGAGGUUGUUUCCCUUCACCUGCAGCGCUGCAAGAUCCAUGAGGUGGAAGAUGGUGCCUUCAGUGGUAUGAAGGGCCUAGUCUACCUCUACUUGUCGGAGAAUGACCUCACGUCACUAAGUCCAAAUGCCUUCAAGGGACUCCCCCAGCUCACAUACCUUCAUUUAGAGAAUAACCGCUUUACCAAGUUUCCCAAAGGCGCUUUCAAGUUGCUGCCUGGCUUACUGGCUCUCCAUUUGGAAAACAACGCCAUCACUAAGCUUGAAACAAGGAUCCUAAUGGGUGCUGAGAAUCUGAGGGGUCUCUUUCUCACCUCCAAUGCUAUUACCAACAUCGCUCCCAGGGCCUUUGACCCAGCACCUGACCUUGACACACUGCACUUAGGCAGCAACAAACUUAAGGAGGUACCAACUAAUGCCCUCACUAAGACCAGCAGCUUGGCAGAGCUUCGACUGUCCUACAAUUCUAUUCGCUGGGUUGGGUCAGAAGCUUUUGUUCCCAUCGCAACCUCUCUGAAACAUCUUUACCUUGAUAACAUGGGUUUAGAAAAGAUGUCUAAAGAUUCACUUGCUGGUCUUGGGUCUGGCCUGCGGAGUCUUUACGUGGAGGGAAACCAACUUGAGGGUGUGCCUGACUUAAGCCUACUCACUGGGCUUGAGGCCAUUAAUCUGGCAGAGAAUCCACUCCUGUGUGACUGCCCUCUCCUUCCUCUGCGCAAAUGGAUAGACCAGGUGAACCUGAAGGUCAGAGCCACCUGUGCUUACCCACCUGAACUCAGAGGCCAGAGAGUUAAGGACGUCCAUGUCUUUAAGAGCUGUCCAGGAGAAAAGCCUCCUCCCACACUGAGCCCAAAGAUCUCAAAAGCCCCGAAAGCCACAAAAUCCAAACCUGCCCUCAUUAGUACCCCAAGGCUGAUCAAAGUAGCCAAAGCUAAAGCCAAACCACACAAGAAUGUAAAACCCCACUCAGCGCAGAAGUCCACUGCUAAGAAACGCAAGUCAGUGUAAUCCAGCACCAUUUACACCACCAAUCCUUCACAAUUAUAGAAAUUUAUCUAGAUACAAGUCUUUUAAACGCAUCAUUUAGGUCUGCAGGAAAUAUGCUUGUGUAUCUAAUAAGACAUUCCAAUUUGCGUGACAAAUAUACUCAGAACAAGUUUACUGGAUUGAGAUAGCAAGUUAGGACUAAGUGAUCUGGUGAUAGUCUUGUUUUAUUGUAUUUCAGCACUUGAUAUAUUUCUACAGUAUUUCUUUUACCUUCUAAAAUAAGGCUGUGGUUUUUUUUUCCAUUCUGUUUACUGAUUAUUGUAUAUACACACACUGCACUGCACAAUUAAACUUGGCUGA
This is a messenger RNA of Pygocentrus nattereri (red-bellied piranha), 2853 nucleotides long. RefSeq names its product chondroadherin-like b (gene chadlb). Bases 217 to 2514 code for a protein of 765 amino acids. The transcript is spliced from 9 exons. The record is from RefSeq and is a predicted model, not a curated record. Gene Ontology annotation, cellular component: extracellular matrix. Lineage: Eukaryota; Metazoa; Chordata; Actinopteri; Characiformes; Serrasalmidae. Gene Ontology annotation, molecular function: protein binding.